Coffea eugenioides is the source of this 1489-nucleotide messenger RNA. Its product is annotated as ADP,ATP carrier protein 1, mitochondrial-like. Gene Ontology annotation, biological process: mitochondrial ATP transmembrane transport; mitochondrial ADP transmembrane transport. The coding region runs from base 106 to 1254 and encodes 382 amino acids. The transcript has 3 exons. Gene Ontology annotation, cellular component: mitochondrial inner membrane. NCBI's taxonomy places the organism in Eukaryota, Viridiplantae, Streptophyta, Magnoliopsida, Gentianales, Rubiaceae. Gene Ontology annotation, molecular function: ATP:ADP antiporter activity. The record is from RefSeq and is a predicted model, not a curated record.
UUUAAACUUUAUUCACCAAACCAGAAAUUACAGUUCCUUUUUGGGUGGUCUGGAAUCAUCAGCAUUGUUUUGCAACUUUGCAGAUCACCAAGUUGAUAAGCAAAGAUGGCGGACAGUUUCCAUCAGCCAUCUGUAAUUCAGAAAAUGCAGGGGAGAUUCUAUCUUUGUGCUCAAACAUCUCCUUACAUGCAUUGUAGAAGUGCUAGCAUAGAAAAUUUUACGGGUGGAUAUGUCAAUGGUGGUCUCGGAAGCCCUUGCUUCCCAGCCUCCCAAGUUGCUGGACUCCAUCAUGUAUCGCAAGUGUCCCCUGUUCUGAUCCCUUCAGCAAAAGAGACGAGCUUUUCUAGCUUUAUGGUGGAUUUCCUCAUGGGAGGGGUUUCAGGUGCUGUGUCAAAAACUGCUACUGCUCCUAUUGAGAGGGUUAAGCUUUUAAUUCAGAAUCAGGAGGAGAUGAUCAAAGCCGGACGCCUGACUGAGCGAUACAAGGGAAUUACUGAUUGCUUUGCUCGGACAGUCAAGGAUGAAGGCGUCCUUUCUCUUUGGAGAGGCAACAAUACAAAUGUUAUCAGAUACUUCCCCACUCAGGCCCUAAAUUUUGCUUUCAAAGACCAUUUUAAGAAGAUGUUUAACUUCAAGAAAGACAAGGAUGGCUACUGGAAGUGGUUCGCAGGGAAUUUGGCAUCCGGCGCUUUAGCUGGUGCUACAUCUCAGCUCUUUGUCUACUCCCUGGAUUAUGCCCGGACGCGUCUGACGAAUGAUGCCAAGGCAGUUACAAAGGGCGGCGAGAGGCAAUUUAAUGGUUUAAUUGAUGUUUAUAGGAAAACAAUCCGAUCUGAUGGCAUUGCAGGGCUUUAUCGGGGAUUCAACACUUCACUUGCUGGAAUCAUUGUCUAUCGCGGCCUAUACUUUGGACUCUAUGAUUCACUCAAACCUGUUGUCCUUGUUGGUGAUUUGCAGGAUAGUUUCUUUGCUAGCUUCCUGCUUGGAUGGGGUGUGACCAAUGGCGCUGGAUUGGCUUCUUAUCCAUUUGACACGGUGCGUCGAAGAAUGAUGAUGACCUCCGGUGAGGCUGUCAAGUACAAGGGCUCAGUGGAUGCAUUUGCUCAGAUCAUCAAGAAUGAGGGUGCCAAAUCCCUCUUCAGAGGUGCUGGAGCCAACAUCCUGCGUGCUAUUGCAGGUGCUGGGGUCUUAGCAGGUUACGACAAAUUGCAGCUCAUUUACGUCGGCAAGAAAUAUGGAUCUGGUGGUGGUUAAAUUCGACCUCAGGGCAGGGGUGAUGAUGAUGACGAGAAAACUUCUAUGAUGAUUGUGUAGGUGGUUGACAUCCUCGUGUAUCUCAGGAAAAUUCAGUACACAGGAAAAUGUAAUAUCAAUACCUGUUUUUUGAGUUAUUGAACCAUUUGUUUGAAGAUAUGUUACCUGGGCUCCAGAGCCAGGCACCUAGAGUGAUUUUCAGAAGAAAGAACUGCAAGUUUUUGCAUUUAUAUGU